This is a messenger RNA of Sorghum bicolor (sorghum), 1410 nucleotides long. Its product is annotated as protein SCO1 homolog 2, mitochondrial. NCBI's taxonomy places the organism in Eukaryota, Viridiplantae, Streptophyta, Magnoliopsida, Poales, Poaceae. The transcript has 8 exons. Bases 125 to 967 code for a protein of 280 amino acids. Gene Ontology annotation, biological process: mitochondrial respiratory chain complex IV assembly. The record is from RefSeq and is a predicted model, not a curated record.
CCAUAGAAUUUCCAUUUCGCCGCAUUAUUUUUUCCUUCUUCUCAAACAUCAAACAUCCCCAGCUCGUCUCCGACUCACCGAUACUACUCCGGUACUCCCCACCGCCUAGCACCCGGCCGCGGCCAUGUUGACACCGCGCGUCCUCAAGCCUUCGCUGCUCCGCCGCCUGCGCGCUGCCGCCGAGCUGCCUCCGCCGUGGCGACCCCGGAUCCUACCUGUGCAGACUUACCAUUCCAGAGGCUAUUCUAAUGGGGGAAGCUCCAAGUAUGAUAGGCCAAUGAGACAGUUUUCUGAACAGAAUGAGUCAACUUCUAGGCCAUUGAUAUAUUAUGUUGCUCCUGCUCUACUUGCUUUUGCUGGGAUAGCAACUUUUGUUCAUUACAAUGAUGAGAGGCGUGCAGUUCCCUUCGCUAAAGUACCAGGACAGACCAGUGUUCCCAAAAGAUGUAAUACCAAUAGACCUGCUAUAGGAGGGCCAUUUAAGCUAUAUGAUACAGAAAAAAAUGAGGUGACUGAAUCGAAGCUUCGGGGAAAUUGGACUCUGAUGUACUUUGGCUAUACAUCAUGCCCAGAUGUGGGUCCAGCCGAAGUUCAGAAGAUGGCUGAUGUUGUUAAACUGUUAGAGUCAAAGUAUGCUAUCAAGAUUAUACCACUCUUUAUCACAAUUGAUCCUCAACGUGAUUCACCUUCUCAGCUUAAGGCAUACCUUAGUGAGUUUGACCCAAGAAUAGUAGGACUAACAGGCCCCAUCAGUGCAGUAAGACAGAUUGCUCAGGAGUACCGUGUUUUCUUUAAAAGAGUAGAGGAAGUUGGUCAGGACUAUCUUGUAGAGAGCUCUCACAAUAUGUACUUGCUAGAUCCAUGCUUGGAGACAGUUAGGUGCUUUGGAACUGAGUAUGAAGCAUCAGACCUUGCUGAGGCGAUAACAACAGAGGUUCAGAAAGCAUCUGCUUCAUCAACAAAUUAGUCUAGCGGGUCCUAAUAUGGCAGUAUCAGCAGUUUUCAAAUCUUGCCGUGAAGCGCCUCCUGCAUAGCCCUCACAGAAGGGUGUCACAGUGGGCCUUCCAUUCAGCUCUCCCUUCAAUCAACCGACCCAAGAUCUCCUAUUCUCCCUCUUUCUGUGUGAGAUCUGAGCUUAACUGUACAGAAUGGCGUUCCUCUUGCGCCUCUUGGCAGUUACAAAUCACUUUCGAUUCUGCGACACGUGAAUGAUCUUGCAGUUUGCCGCAACAUUAACCUGCUGCAUUGGAUGUGCCAAAUGACCUACAGUCUAGCAGGCUGUGUAGCAUAGAUUCAUGAACCUGCAUUGUUCUCCCCUCUGGAUGCUGAACAGGUAAACACGAUUGUGAGGCUUUACAGCGCUGGCCAUGUUAUGUCAUGUGUAGAUCUAUAUCUAUCCCGUCGGAGAAC